Messenger RNA from Saimiri boliviensis boliviensis (Bolivian squirrel monkey), 486 nucleotides. It is a transcript of the gene RNF224, whose product is annotated as ring finger protein 224. The record is from RefSeq and is a predicted model, not a curated record. Lineage: Eukaryota; Metazoa; Chordata; Mammalia; Primates; Cebidae.
GGCUUCCCUCUCUCAGGAUGCUGCAGCCGGAGGGCCCCCAGGCCUCGGGGGAGGGCGGCCACUGGAGGAGCGACUGCAUCGUCUGCUGCUCGGCUUACGAUCUCUCCGGGCACCUGCCCCACCGCCUCCACUGCGGGCACACUUUCUGCCAGGCGUGUGUGCGGCGGCUGGACGUGCUGGCGCCCGAGCAGCGCUGGAUCCCCUGCCCGCAGUGCCGCCAGAGCACGCCCACGCCUCGGGGAGGGGUGGCCAUGCUGGACCUGGACCUGGCUGCUUUCCUGGCAGUCAAGGCUGAGCGGGAGCUGGCAGGAGUGGAGCCCCAGCCCCUCACCUCCCUCAAAGGCGGCACCAUCACUCAGCAGCCGGCGGGGCUGUGCCCUGCCCUGGGCCCCCAGCCCCACUUCCCUCGGCCCAGACACUGCUGCUGGGGCUGUGGCCGCCUCUGCUGCCCACCCCCAGGCAGCCCCGAGGUCUGACUCCGGCCAU